This is a messenger RNA of Python bivittatus (Burmese python), 1335 nucleotides long. RefSeq names its product programmed cell death 10 (gene PDCD10). The record is from RefSeq and is a predicted model, not a curated record. Gene Ontology annotation, biological process: regulation of Golgi organization; positive regulation of MAP kinase activity. Gene Ontology annotation, cellular component: FAR/SIP/STRIPAK complex. Gene Ontology annotation, molecular function: protein kinase binding. NCBI's taxonomy places the organism in Eukaryota, Metazoa, Chordata, Lepidosauria, Squamata, Pythonidae.
CCGGCUAGUUCCGGACAACGCCUGGUGUGUGGUAACAACGGUGGCAGCGGCAGCGGCGAGAGAGAGGAGGACGCUUCUUUUCCGGCACGUACUUCCGGCAGUAGCGACGAGGGAACCUGCUCGGGAGUCCUAGAGGCUUCGCGGGGCAGGUGAAAGGGAGAAGUGAGAGUUACAUAUUUUUAAGUACUCUAAACACCUGGCUACAACAAGGAGAAAGAAUAUAGCUAUUAUUGAAUGAGGAAUCUGUUGCUUCAGUAGCCUUUUUCUUCUAGAGUGGGUCUUUGAAUGAGGAUGACAAUGGAAGAGAUGAGGAAUGAAGCAGAGACCACUUCUAUGGUUUCCAUGCCUCUUUAUGCUGUUAUGUAUCCUGUCUUUAAUGAGCUAGAACGAGUAAAUCUAUCAGCAGCUCAAACAUUGAGAGCAGCUUUUAUUAAGGCAGAAAGGGAAAAUCCAGGUCUCACACAAGAUAUUAUCAUAAAAAUUUUGGAGAAGAAAAGUGUUGAAGUUAAUUUUACCGAAUCUCUUCUGCGCAUGGCAGCUGAUGAUGUAGAAGAGUAUAUGAUUGAAAGGCCAGAGCCAGAAUUCCAGGACCUCAAUGAAAAGGCACGAGCACUUAAACAGAUUCUCAGCAAGAUUCCAGAUGAGAUCAAUGACAGAGUGAGGUUUCUUCAGACAAUCAAGGACAUUGCCAGUGCAAUAAAGGAACUUCUCGAUACAGUAAAUAAUGUCUUCAAGAAAUACCAAUACCAGAACCGGAGGGCACUUGAACACCAAAAGAAAGAAUUUGUAAAAUACUCCAAAAGUUUCAGUGACACUUUGAAAACUUAUUUUAAAGAUGGAAAGGCAAUAAAUGUGUUCGUAAGUGCCAAUCGACUAAUUCAUCAAACUAACUUGAUACUCCAGACCUUCAAAACUGUGGCCUGAAAAAAAAACUGUAUAUGUUGAGAGCUGUACUUUUCAAUGAUGGAUAGGAUACCUUUAUAUGUAAACUUUAAAGUUUUGACUGUGUAAAUUAUCAGUCCCAAUUGAAGGGACUUAAUGCAGGAUUUUGAAUGGGAUUUAUUGCCAUCUUACACCAUAUUUUUGUAAAAACAUAGCUUAAUCAUAAUCUCACAAUGAAGAUUUUGCAUCACUUUUUUGCUAUUAUCAUUCUUUUCAGAAUUAUAAGCCAAAAGAAUUUACGCCUUAAUGUGUCAUUAUGUAACAUUCCUUAUAAGAACUGUAAAUAUUUGGUGUUCUGUUUAUGACAUUUUAACUUGAAAGCGAAAAACUGCAACAGGACUAUGUAUUUAACAAUAUUGGUGGCAAACAUUCAAUAAAUAGUUUACAUCUGUU